This is a messenger RNA of Thermothielavioides terrestris NRRL 8126, 294 nucleotides long. RefSeq lists its product as uncharacterized. The record is from RefSeq and is a predicted model, not a curated record. Lineage: Eukaryota; Fungi; Ascomycota; Sordariomycetes; Sordariales; Chaetomiaceae. The transcript has a single exon. The annotation marks the transcript as partial.
UUUAUCGAUAAUAUUAUUAUUUUUAGUGAUAUAGCCGAUAAGUAUAUUAAGCACUUAGAGACUAUCUUUAGCUUGUUUAAGAAGAAGAACAUCUCUAUUACACUAGCUAAAUCCUAUAUUGUAUAUUCUAGUAUAGAGCUGCUUAGUUUCUAUAUUGAUAGAUUUAGAUUGACUAACACUAAGCACUGUAUUGCCGCCUUUAGGAACUUUGCCUUUCUAAACAACCUAAAGGCUCUAGAGCAGUAUAUUAGUGUAUUAGGAUUUCUAUACUAUCUAAUCCUAUACUAUAUAUAG